AUGGCCGGCGAGUCCCAGGCAGCCGAGCCCAAGUCUCCACCACGUGAGCGCCCGUGGCUGCUUGCAUAUAAUCGCAAGCUCAGACACCUCCAAGGCAUCACCAUCCGCAACCUCACGCUCAGCUUAUCUCCCCCAAAGUCGCGCGGGCGGACCAUCGACGAUGAAGCUAUACCGAGUACGCUCAAGUCGCCCACCAAGGCGCUGGCUCAGAGAGAGAGCAGGGGCCUGGCGCAUUCGCGAUCUUCGAGCGACCUCACCUCUCCUGAGGACACGCGGCGCAGCAAUGGCGGCUUGCGCGAACCUGCCCCGAACACGGCGACCAGACCCGGAUAUGGAAGGGGACUGCGACGGCGCUCAACUAUGGAAUGGACCAAUGCAACUCCGCUGUUCCGUCAGAAGAAGCUGGAAGACAUUACCGCAGGGCGCAUGGCGGAUACCUUCUUCAGCCUGCAUGUCGAGGACCAGGACGACCCGGUAUACAUCUCCGAGGUCGCGGAGAAGGCGAUGAAUCCAAACUUCAAGUUUUUCGAUCUCGGACCCUGUGGUCCCGGUGUCACGCGACUAGACAAGCUCACUGUGAGGGUGUGGGCGAAGAGCGAGACGAUGCAGGAUUGGCAAUAUCUCAUGGACUACACAGUGCAGUUCAGGUCGCUGCAAUUCAUCGGCAGAACGCUUGGAAGUUUCAGGCAUCCCCUCCCGCAGAACUGCAUACUAUUCCAUAUGACGGACGGAAUCUACACCAGCUUUACGGAUCUGCCGGUAGAGGAGCGAAUGCGCCCUGAACUUCUCGCACCGCCGAAGAACAACCCAGACGGGAAGGCGCUUACGUCGUCGUCCUAUGAUGCGCUCAUGCGGCUAUCGACCCUAGAUGACUGCAUUCAGGAUGCGCUGACGACGCGAGACCGAAUCGCCGACGAGAUUGAGGGCAUACUUGCGGCGAACAAGGAGGAUAUCUGCACGGUCGAGGCAGUCCCUGAGACCGAGGAAAGUCUGCGCACCGUCCAGGCUGCGGUGACUGCUGAGAAGCGAAGGGUGGUGGCUGCGAGGAGGAGGCGGGACGAGCUGCAAGCCAACAUCAAAUAUCGACGAGAGAAGAUGCAGGCCGGACGAGAACUGCAAACACAAGCCGAGUCUGCGUUAUCUGAAGAGAGAGCAAAGUGCACCGAGAGUAAGGAACUCAUAGAGAAAGCUGCUGAGGAUAUCACUGGCCAACGGCGAAGGGUCUGCGAGGAUCUCCUCAGGAUAUUCCCCAUCGAGCCUGUUCAGGGCAAAGCGCUUGCCUUCACGAUACGAGGUCUGCUCUUACCCAACUCCAACUUCGACGAAGUAAAUCCAGACGUCACCUCCGCAGCACUAGGCUACGUCGCGCAAGUCGUCAACUCACUAUCGCUCUAUCUCUCUGUCAUACUACCGUAUCCAAUUACACCACACGGCUCGACAUCGACUAUUGACGAUCCACUCGCCGUUACGCAGGCCAAUCAGAACCCUCAACGCACUUACCCCCUCUACAUGAAGAAUGUUGUCAGGUAUCGCUUUGAGUACGGCGUCUUCCUCCUCAACAAGAACAUCGAAAUUCUUUCCAACUCUCUCGGCCUGCGCCCCGUCGACAUCCGCCACACACUACCAAAUCUGAAGUACCUACUUUACGUCGCAACCGCUGGAAAGGGCGAGCUUCCAGCGCGGAAGGCGGGCGGCAUCAAAGGCUUGUUGCGGCAGGAUGGUGUUCUUUCUAGAAAAGGAAGCAUGGACAGCACAGUGACAGCAAGCAGCGUUGGCACACCCACGACUGAAUUGAAGAAGAAUCUUGAGAUUGCGGGGAAGAGAUUGGAGAUAAAAGCAAAUGGUGCGCCGACUCAGAUACAUGGUCAUGCAGGGAGCAGACUAAGACCUGCAGCAUAG
Messenger RNA from Alternaria arbusti, 1899 nucleotides. RefSeq lists its product as uncharacterized. Gene Ontology annotation, biological process: SNARE complex assembly. The record is from RefSeq and is a predicted model, not a curated record. The transcript is spliced from 2 exons. Gene Ontology annotation, molecular function: SNARE binding. Gene Ontology annotation, cellular component: lytic vacuole; endosome. Lineage: Eukaryota; Fungi; Ascomycota; Dothideomycetes; Pleosporales; Pleosporaceae. Bases 1 to 1899 code for a protein of 632 amino acids.